AUGUCGACGAAACGGCCUGGACCGACAAAAGCACCUGCGGAUGGGCCCAAACGGCGGAAGAUGCUACCAAUCUCAGAUAAAGUUAAGGAUUACUGUAUAUGUUCACUCUCCAAACCCCUCCGCUCCAAACCCCUCCGCUCCAAACUCCUCCGCUCCAAACCCCUCCGCUCCAAACCCCUCCGCUCCAAACCCCUCCGCUCCAAACCCCUCCGCUCCAAACCCCUCCGCUCCAAACCCCUCCGCUCCAAACCCCUCCGCUCCAAACCCCUCCGCUCCAAACCCCUCCGCUCCAAACCCCUCCGCUCCAAACCCCUCCGCUCCAAACCCCUCCGCUCCAAACCCCUCCGCUCCAAACCCCUCCGCUCCAAACCCCUCCGCUCCAAACCCCUCCGCUCCAAACCCCUCCGCUCCAAACCCCUCCGCUCCAAACCCCUCCGCUCCAAACCCCUCCGCUCCAAAGCCCUCCGCUCCAAAGCCCUCCGCUCCAAAGCCCUCCGCUCCAAAGCCCUCCGCUCCAAAGCCCUCCGCUCCAAAGCCCUCCGCUCCAAAGCCCUCCGCUCCAAAGCCCUCCGCUCCAAAGCCCUCCGCUCCAAAGCCCUCCGCUCCAAACCCCUCCGCUCCAAACCCCUCCGCUCCAAACCCCUCCGCUCCAAACCCCUCCGCUACAAACCCCUCCGCUACAAACCCCUCCGCUACAAACCCCUCCUUAACCACAACCUCAUAACCCCUCCACUCCAAACCCCUCCACUCCAAACCCCUCCACUCCAAACCCCUCCAAUACAAAACCCUUCCGCUCCAAACCCCUCCGCUCCAAACCCCUCCGCUCCAAACCCCUCCGCUACAAACCCCUCCGCUCCAAACCCCUCCGCUCCAAACCCCUCCGCUCCAAACCCCUCCGCUCCAAACCCCUCCGCUACAAACCCCUCCGCUACAAACCCCUCCGCUACAAACCCCUCCUUAACCACAACCUCAUAA
This is a messenger RNA of Salvelinus fontinalis (brook trout), 975 nucleotides long. RefSeq lists its product as uncharacterized. The transcript is spliced from 2 exons. Lineage: Eukaryota; Metazoa; Chordata; Actinopteri; Salmoniformes; Salmonidae. The coding region runs from base 1 to 975 and encodes 324 amino acids. The record is from RefSeq and is a predicted model, not a curated record.